AUGAUGGAACAAAAUACAGAAUUGAUUUCCCCAACAGUGAUUAUAGCCCUGGGUUGCGUUGCUCUUUUCUUAUGCCUUCAACUAAAGAAUUUGCGUAGACCUCCGUGCAUCAAGGGAUGGAUUCCUUGGAUUGGAGCUGGACUGGAGCUUGGGAAAGCCCCUCUAGAAUUUAUAGAGAAAGCACGAAUCAAGUAUGGACCAAUAUUUACUGUCUUUGCUAUGGGAAACCGAAUGACAUUUGUUACUGAAGAAGAGGGAAUUAACGUAUUUCUAAAAUCCAAAGAAGUAAAUUUUGAGCUAGCAGUACAAACUCCUGUCUAUCGUACAGCAUCAAUUCCAAAGAAUAUCUUUUUAACACUGAAUGAAAAGCUAUAUAUUAUGAUGAAAGGGAAAAUGGGGACCUUCAACAUACAUCAGUUUACUGGGCAACUGACUGAAGAGUUACAUGAACAAUUGGAAAAUUUAGGCACUCAGGGGACAAUGGAACUGACCAACUUUGUAAGGCAUCUCCUUUAUCCUGUCACAGUGAAUAUACUCUUUAAUAAAGGUUUGUUUCUUACACACGAGAGGAAUAUGAAGGAGUUUUACCAGCAUUUUCAAGCUUAUGAUGAGGGUUUUGAGUAUGGGUCCCAGAUGCCAGAAUGGCUCCUGAGAAACUGGUCAAAAUCCAAAAGGUGGCUCCUAGCCCUAUUUGAGAAAAGUAUUCCAGAUAUAAAAGCAUAUAGAUCUGCAAAAGAUAAUUCUGUGACAUUAAUGCAGGCUGUGCUGGAGAUUCUGGAGAUGGAAACAAAUAAACUAAAUCCAAAUUAUGUGUUGCUAAUGCUUUGGGCUUCUCUGUCAAAUACUGUUCCUGUUGCGUUUUGGACGCUUGCAUUUGUCCUUUCUCAUCCUGAUGUCCACAAGACCAUUAUGGAAGGCAUAUCUACUGUGUUUGGCACAGCAAGUAAAGACAAGAUUAAAGUGACUGAGAAAGAAUUGAAGAAGCUCCUUCUCAUUAAAUGGUGCAUUUUGGAAACCAUUCGGUUAAGAGCCCCUGGUAUUAUUACUAGAAAAGUAAUGAAGCCAAUUAAAAUUUUGAAUUUUACUAUUCCUUCUGGUGACCUAUUGAUGUUGUCUCCAUUUUGGCUACACAGAAACCCAAAGUAUUUUCCUGAACCUGAACUGUUCAAACCUGAACGCUGGAAAAAGGCAAAUUUAGAGAAGCAUGCUUUCUUGGACUGCUUCAUGGCAUUUGGAGGCGGGAAGUUCCAGUGUCCUGGAAGGUGGUUUGCUCUGUUAGAGAUUCAAAUAUGUAUUAUUUUAAUACUUUAUAAAUAUGACUGUACUCUUCUGGACCCAUUACCAAAACAGAGUUAUCUCCAUUUGGUGGGUGUCCCCCAGCCAGAUGAUCAAUGCCGAAUAGAAUAUAAACAAAGAAUAUGA
Messenger RNA from Marmota flaviventris (yellow-bellied marmot), 1422 nucleotides. RefSeq names its product cytochrome P450 family 39 subfamily A member 1 (gene Cyp39a1). The record is from RefSeq and is a predicted model, not a curated record. Gene Ontology annotation, biological process: cholesterol homeostasis; bile acid biosynthetic process. Gene Ontology annotation, molecular function: heme binding; iron ion binding; oxysterol 7-alpha-hydroxylase activity. NCBI's taxonomy places the organism in Eukaryota, Metazoa, Chordata, Mammalia, Rodentia, Sciuridae.